AUGGGAUUUGGUGGUGUUUGGAGAGCUUGGAUUAGAAAUUGUUUAACUUUCACAAAGUCCUUUGUUCUUGUCAAUGGAUCGUCCUACAGUUACUUUGGUAGUGAGAAGGGAUUACGUCAAGGAGAUCCACUAUCUCCUUUCCUUUUUACUAUCAUUGGUGAAGUUCUAAGUUGUAUGUUGAGUAAAGCACAAGAAUUUGAUCAAAUAUCGGGUUUCUCGGUGAAGGAGGGGAGAACAAAUAUAUACCACUUGCAAUUUGCCGAUGAUAAUAUUAUUCUUCUUGAUGCAAAAAGAGAACAAGUUGAUGCCCUUUGUUACCCACUUCUUUUCUUCGAUCGAACUUCGGGAUUGAAGAAAAAUUUCUCUACGAGUAGCUUAUUUUGGGUCGGGGUCGAAGAGGGAAUUGAAUAUUAUGUUAACAUGUUAGGAUGCAAGAAUGUUGGGAAAAGAUGUUUGAAAUUUGUACGAAAAGAGUUGCUACUUGGAAUGGGAAAACACUAG
Messenger RNA from Papaver somniferum (opium poppy), 501 nucleotides. RefSeq lists its product as uncharacterized. NCBI's taxonomy places the organism in Eukaryota, Viridiplantae, Streptophyta, Magnoliopsida, Ranunculales, Papaveraceae. The transcript has a single exon. The coding region runs from base 1 to 501 and encodes 166 amino acids. The record is from RefSeq and is a predicted model, not a curated record.